AUGAUUUCUAUUAUCAUAUAUAGUGUUUUAUCUUUACUGCUAUCGCAAGCAUUUGCUUUUCCACUGGUAUUUAAAAGAGAUAUUGUUACCAGAUAUCAUACAGCUUCAACUGCCACUGUUACAAAUUUUUUCACAACAACAACUGCUACUAUCGUUGCUCCAACAGUGGAAUAUAUUGUCUAUGAUGGAUAUACUGUUACGACCACUUUACCAGGUAGUUAUUAUACUGUUGUUUAUUCUGCCGGCUCAGAUACAACUUCCGUAGUCACUACAUAUACAGAUGCAGAAAACAAAAAUGGUGGAUCUUACGUUCAAUCCUUGACAUCUGCCUCAUCUGUUACACCUAUCGCAUCUCUUUCAUCUCCUUCAUCUUCAGAUUCAAGAGAUAUUACAUCAGAAACUGGUGUUGUGAGCAGUAGAACUGCAAAUAUGGCUUCCUCCGAUCCAUCUGUCACCGGCUCUUCUUCCAAUAGUACUUCGGUAUUUGAAAUUUCUAAUGGUUCUGGAACUACUACAUCUAAAAACUCUAGUCCGUUAACUACUAGUAGUACUUCAAGUACUUCAAAGGCUUCUACUUCGUCAUCCAAGAUAACCAAGUCAACUUCUUCUGCUUCAUCCACUUCAUCCACUUCAUCCACUUCAUCCACUUCAUCCACUUCAUCCACUUCAUCCACUUCAUCCACUUCAUCCACUUCAUCCACUUCAUCCACUUCAUCCACUUCAUCCACUUCAUCCACUUCAUCCACUUCAUCCACUUCAUCCACUUCAUCCACUUCAUCCACUUCAUCCACUUCAUCCACUUCAUCUACCUCUUCCACUUCUUCCACUUCAUCUACCUCUUCCACUUCAUCUGCCUCUUCCACUUCAUCUGCCUCUUCCACUUCUUCCACGUCAGCUAUUUCAUCUACAUCAUCUAUGAGUAGUUCAUCCACAUCAUCUGUUAUUACCUCGAUUAAUUCAUCUGCUCCAUCUUCUUCAACAGUUAUUGUAAGUACUUCAACAGGAGUGGGAUACUUAUCUGCUGCACCAAGUGUUAUUGUGUAUUCGCCUUAUAACAAUGAUGAUUCAUGUAAAGAUGCUGACACUGUGCUUGCUGAUUUGACAUUGAUUAAAUCGAAGGGUAUUUACAAAGUUAGAAUAUAUGGUACAGAUUGUAAUUCUCUGAAUACGAUUGAACCAGCUGCAGUUCAAUUAGGUAUGACUAUUAAUCAAGGACUAUGGAUGUCUUCAAAGGGUGUCGAUUCAAUUGACUCUGCUGUGAAUGAUUUAAUUUCCUGGGGCACAACUAACGGUUGGGGAGUCUUUGAUUUUAUUACAAUUGGUAAUGAAGCAAUCAACGCAGGAUACUGUACAGCAGAUGAGUUGAUCGUUAAAAUUUCCUCAGUGAAGCUCCAACUACGAGAAGCUGGUUAUACAGGUUUAGUCACAACUGCAGAACCACCUGUAUCUUAUGAGAAUAAUCCAUCUUUAUGCACUAACUCAGAAAUUGAUUUCGUUGGUAUUAAUCCACAUGCAUACUUCGACACAUAUUCAAGUGCUGCAACAGCAGGUACUUUUGUAAAGGGUCAAGUUUCUUUAAUUGAAUCCGUUUGUGGCCGUUCUGAUAUUUCUGUUUUAGAAACUGGGUAUCCAUCUGCUGGUAUCCAAAACGGUGGUAAUAUUCCAUCUCCGGAAAACCAGCUGAUAGCAAUCCAAGCUAUUCUAGAUGAACUAAAUUACGAUGUCACAAUUCUAACCACUUUUGAUGAUUAUUGGAAAGACCCAGGUGAGUACGGAAUUGAACAAUCAUUUGGUAUUAUUCAAUUAUUAAACGAUGUUUAA
Messenger RNA from Tetrapisispora phaffii CBS 4417, 1821 nucleotides. RefSeq lists its product as uncharacterized. Gene Ontology annotation, biological process: cell wall organization. The transcript has a single exon. Gene Ontology annotation, cellular component: cell surface; fungal-type cell wall; extracellular region. Bases 1 to 1821 code for a protein of 606 amino acids. Lineage: Eukaryota; Fungi; Ascomycota; Saccharomycetes; Saccharomycetales; Saccharomycetaceae. Gene Ontology annotation, molecular function: glucan endo-1,3-beta-D-glucosidase activity; 1,3-beta-glucanosyltransferase activity. The record is from RefSeq and is a predicted model, not a curated record.